Paramecium tetraurelia is the source of this 627-nucleotide messenger RNA. RefSeq lists its product as uncharacterized. The transcript has a single exon. NCBI's taxonomy places the organism in Eukaryota, Ciliophora, Oligohymenophorea, Peniculida, Parameciidae. The record is from RefSeq and is a predicted model, not a curated record.
AUGCUCUAUAUUAAUUGUUUAAAUUACCCUUCUUUUUCAAUCUUUGCCAUAGGUUAAUUUGUAAUAUCAGCUUCUAAAAUCAUUUUUAAUCCUAUAUUAUUAUAUUCUUUCUCCUAAAUAACUGAUAAAUAGGAUACCCUAUUCCCAAAAAGAAAAUUUAUAAUUAAAAAAGUCGACUUAAGUAAAUUUCUCUCUAAACAAUAAUUUACAUAAUUAUAUUUAGUAAAGGAAAUCUCACUUAUUCUAAGCUCCUUGAAUGUAUAUGCUGAUUAUAGGUAUCAAAUAUAAAUUCGAAUAUAACUUGGUUAAUCUUAUUAUAGAGUUUUGCCUUAUUAUUUAUACUUACAAUAGAAGGCUGUUUAUUUUUAUAAUAUUUAAGUAUUUGUAAUAGGGAUUUAAUUAAAACUGAAAAACAAAAAGCCAAUUAUUCAAUCUAUUAAUUUAAUUCCUUAUAUAUACAUAUAUCUACUAGAAUCUAAAUUUAUAAUUUCUUCAAAAUCAAACCCUCUAUUUCAACUAAUUCAUAUGUUAUUAAUAAAUAAACAACCACAAUAGAGUUAAUAAAGCCAUCAUUAAAAUCACUAAAUCAAUAUUCAAUUAUCUUCAUCAAAUUCAAGACUCUAUUGA